This is a messenger RNA of Aegilops tauschii subsp. strangulata, 1537 nucleotides long. RefSeq lists its product as uncharacterized. The record is from RefSeq and is a predicted model, not a curated record. Lineage: Eukaryota; Viridiplantae; Streptophyta; Magnoliopsida; Poales; Poaceae.
AUGCAGAUGGACAGGGGGUCGAUCCCGUCGGAGAAGAAAUACUUGGUAGACGCCCUUCGUCGUCACCGUGAGAUCCUGAGGUGGGAGACCAUUUUGCUGAGGAGCGAGAUCACGUCCCGAAAUCUGGCGACGAUCACCGGAAAGAAGGCUUAUCUAAAGCGCCACGAUGCAGAUGGCGAUGGGAGAUCAAUAUCACCUCAGUUGGUCGAGCACAUGUCCCUCCACAAGAUCAAAGAAAUCAAACCGGUGAGUUUGCCGUACCUCGUUGAUAAUCAUGAGGAGGCCCUCGAUCUGCUCUUGCACGAGGCACACAAGUUGGCCUACCGGAUCCAGUCUCUGAGCAAAGAAUUCAGUGCCACCAUCCCCUUGGAGAAGCUCAGAUUAUUCCAUCUCCUGUCGCAAGAAUGUCUGAGCAUCUCCGAAACCAUAGCCACGCAUGGAUCGCCAAUUUCUUCUGAAUCUUCUGAGGAUGCUGAAAUUUCUCUUUUCAAAGAGCGUCGUAACGGCUGGGAAUCUACUUGGGGCAGUCCGGUGUUACGGUGUGGCAGCUUCAAUGAUAUAACCACACUGUCCCCUAUGUACUCUACGCACUCUGCACCUCGUGUCAUUGAAUCCUCUCGUUACAUCACCAAGGCCUUGCAGAUCUACUCCUUCAAAAUCUUUGACCUAAAUGAGAACUUGAAGUGGCCACUCGAUGUGUACGGUGUGGUGGCUGCUCGAGACGCUGUGGACUUUAACCGCAACCUUCUCUUCUCCUGCUCCAGGGCUAACUGCCAAGUAGUCACAGAAAAGGAUCCUUUUUUGCACCUGACUGGCCCUUCUCGUGCAAUUGUCGCUGACGAACCUGUUGACUUCGAAGUCGAGCUAAAGAUAAAAUUUGGAACAGAUCAGUCCCAAGAUAUUGCAUUGAUCAGUGCUACUAACCACUACACUUCUAGAGGUGAUGCUGCUUUUUUCUCUGGCCGCUCUUGUUCGGCAACAUUGAGGCUUGAGACAGUUCCUAGAGCGGCCCAAGCAACUAUAUUGUCUAUUCGAGUGGUUGGAGGAGUGUCUCUUUUCGAAUUUGGAGGCCGGGUUGCUUGCUCGUUCUCUACUGAAGAGUAUGUUGAUCCCACAAGCGAGCAAGUUGUGCUGGUUGAGUCUGCUGAAAAGAUUCCUGAGGAUGAUGGUUACCUUACACUGUCAAGGAAGGUUGUUACGGCAGGACUACAAGGAGGAUUGCAAGUUGCCAUACAAGCCUAUGGGGGAUCUGACCGUCCAUCCGUAUCCGGUCUUCUUUACUUCCCUUCCCAGUAUUGCAGGGUAAGUCGGCGCACAUGCUUGGUCGGUGGCUUUGAGGUGGAGGUAACCGUUGCUUGGUCGUGGUUUGUACAGGACAAGAUGGAAAUCUUGUGAUCAAGGGAUCUACUACCUAUCUUGCCCAUCUACUAUGUAUCACUACUCGUUAGUAAAAAUGUUGAAUUAUUUGUAUGUCGGCCAGCUAUGCAAGUAGGAUGGUGUCCCAACUCCCAACUGUUUGUGUAUCGACUUUAUAUUG